AUUUUAACGUCUCAGCGGUUUAAACUCGCUGCCGCCGCUUUUUGUUUCAUUAUGUGACUCCUGAGAAGAAGUUAACGCGGUAGAAGGUGUUAUGAACAACUAUGAGGUCAUCCGUCAGAUCGGAGAGGGUGCGUUUGGGAAAGCCUUCCUGGUUCAGGACAGAGGGGGAGGUGGAGACAGACAGUGUGUCGUCAAACAGAUCAACCUCAGAAAGAUGUCAGCACGGGAAAAGGAAGGGUCCAAGAAAGAAGUGACGCUGCUGUCGAAGAUGAAACACCCAAACAUCGUCACCUUCAUCAGCUCAUUUCAAGAGAGGGGCAGCCUGUACAUAGUGAUGGAGUUCUGUGACGGAGGAGAUCUGAUGAAGAAGAUCAACAUGCAGAGAGGAGUCUUCUUCACAGAGCAGCAGGUCGUGGACUGGUUCGUGCAGAUCUGCCUCGGACUCAAACACAUCCACGACAGGAAGAUCCUCCACAGAGACAUCAAAGCUCAGAAUAUCUUCCUCACCAAUGGAGGGUUGAAAGCAAAGCUAGGGGACUUUGGAAUCGCAAGAAUGUUGAAUAACACCAUGGAGCUGGCGAGGACCUGUGUUGGGACUCCGUACUACCUCUCCCCAGAGAUCUGCGAGAAUCGACCCUACAACAACAAGACGGAUAUCUGGUCUCUGGGCUGCGUCCUGUAUGAACUCUGCACCCUGAGGCAUCCAUUUGAGGGCAGCAGUCUGCGGCAGCUGGUCAGUAAAAUCUGCAGGGGGCGCUACAACCCAGUGCCCAGCCACUACUCCUACGACCUUCGCCUGCUGGUCACCCAGCUCUUCAAGGUCAACCCUCGGGACCGUCCCUCGGUCAGCUCUGUCCUCAGGCGUCCCUUCCUGGAGAAGCACAUAAGCAAACACCUGGACCCACAGGUGAUGCAGGAGGAGUUCAGCCACACGGUGCUGCAUCGAAACAGAUCGGCAGCGUCUCAGGCUGCUAAACCCACAGCAGCAGCAGCAGCAGCAGCAGAGAAGAAGCAGAAGUUUGGAGCAGCAGAGAGACCUGGAGCUGCUGCAAAGAGACUUCCUGCUAAACCAGACUGGAGGGUCCCACUCAGAGUCUACAGCCCUGCCCCCUACAAACCUUUUUGUCACAGAGCUGCAGACAGAGAAGCUGCAGCGCUGCAGAACCAGAGGUUUAAUGGACAGCAGCCGGUCAGCCAGUACAAGCACUACUACGCCCAGCUGGACGCCCUCCAGAGGAGGAAGAAGGAGGACGUCCUUCCUCCUCCUCCUCCUCCUCCUACUCCUCCUCCACCUCCUCCUCAGGAGAGAGAGAAGGAACGAUGUGAAGACCAUGCUGUGGAACCGUACAUGAUUGUGGCUGCAGCUCGUAAUGAAUACAUGCAGAGGAGACACGAGGCCAACCUGUACAAACUGAGAGCAGAGAAACAGCUGGGUUUGCGUCCGUCUACAGCUGAACGUAACAGGAAGCCUGGAGGUCAGGAGCAGGAAGUGAGACCAUCUGAACACCAACACACACCUCAGGACAGGAGGCAGUAUGGACAGCAGGAGUACCUGCGUCAGCUGGACGCCAUCAGACAGCAGUAUCACCAGGAGAUGAGACAGAUGAGACUGAGAGCUGAAGUAGAGCCGCAGCCACAACACAAACAUGGAACCUUUGUGGUGGAGAAACCCAGAGAGCAGAGAGCCUCACCUGUACAGCGUGUCUCGUUCCUGCUGCAGGACGUAGAAGCAGCUCUGAGGCAGAUCAGAGAGGAGACCAGAGAUCAGAGGAAAGCGCUGGAGAGGAAACACAAAGACAAGAAGGGAAUCAUGUUUGAGAUCCGGUUAGAUGAAGAAGGCGUGAAAGAGGAAGCAGAGAAGGAGGAGAAGAGAGAGGAAGAUGAGGAGAAGGAAGUGGACCCUCUGAACCAGACGCUGAGCUUCCAGGAAGGGGAGGAGUUGAAGCUCAGGGAUUGGUCGGAGGUGAGGAGGGGGUGGAGCCAGAGGACUCCUCAGACUCUGCUGGACGCACUUGCCAACAUGGACGUCAACUCCGUCUUCAACACAGUGGUCGAGGCUGAACAAGGUGAGGAGGCAGCAGGUCGCAGGCAGUGGUUGGACGGCCCCCCCAACACCCUGCUGAACGCUCUCGCUGAGGCUGAACUCACUUCAUCAACUCUGGACUCAGUGACUGCAGACUCAGAGGACAGAGCAGAGGAGGAGGAGGAGGAAAAAGAGGAGAGGAAAGAGGAGGAAGAGGAGGAGGACUCUGAUGUGGAGAUGGAUGAAGAGCGUCUGGAGCCGAGGUCAGACGAUGACGACACGAACUUAGAGGAGUCGGAGGACGAGUUGAGAGAGGCCGUGGCAGACUCCAUGAAGAACCUGUUUGUGAUGGAGGACGGGAGCUCGGACGAGGCAGAGCACACAGAGGAGACGGCAGCGGUGGGUGGUGAUGGGACGGAGGAGAAUGAGGAUGGAAGUGCAGCGGCGAGUGCUGCAGACUCACAACAGAUCCAGCCGGAGGUCGAAGAUUCACAAGCAGACAAUGUUUCCUCUGAGCCUGAAGAACGAGACGGUCAGUCGGACAGUUCAGACAAUAACACUGCGUCAAAUAAACAGCAGCAGACAAGUUGAGUGAUCACAAACAUUGAAUCCUUUAUUCUGAGACAGUGACUGGAGUCCAUUUAAAGGAAUAGUUCACCCAAAACAAUAUAUUAGAAGAGCCCUCCUUCAUGGGAAAUGUUUCAUUUAGCCAAAGUUUAGAAGAAACAGUAGUUUGGAUUUCCAGAGCUGAACACAUACAAGACAGCUGGAAAAUGCUGCUCAGAAAUGUCCAGAAGAUUUAAUUACCUUUUCUUUUGUUCAUCUUCCAUUGAAGUCUGUUUGCACUGAUGUGUUUUCAUGUUUCAGGCGCUCUGCUCUGCUUCACACCAUUAGAUAGAAAACUGUUUGUGUCUGAGUGUCCAGUCUUUAGUUUAACUGUCUGUUGAUCUGUGUUUUAACACCUAAGUCUGGUGUUAUUUUACAUUUUUUUAUUGUCUAUAAAUGCCAUGAAAAGAACAAAAUCAACAAAUACUUUAGUUCGUCUUCUCUCAAUCGAUGAUCAUAUGUGCUGUGUCUCAAGUCAGAAACUUCUGUACUCAAACUUACUACUUUGAGUGUGUGAGUGCGUUCACACUGAGAAGUAUGGUGAAAAGCAGAGAUCUAAGAGUACCUGGAUGAUGCACUCAUGACAGUCAGUGUUAGGUUGCACACUGUUAAUCUUUAAUGGUCGCCAUGUUGCCUACAUAACAGAAGGGGAGGGACCACAAACACAUUUCAAACUUGUGAAAUGACGUUAGUCUCCUAGCGAGCUAACAGCAUCACAUUUUGUCAUCAGGCGUGAAGGGUAAGAUAUACUAGCUUAAAGAGUAAGUUAUUUUUGGUGUUUAUGCAUUUUAAAUUAUACAGGUCCAUCCUGAAUGGACUCACAAAUGUGUCAGGUUUGUAAAGAACACACUUUAUUUUGAAGUACGGUGAAUAUCCGGCACAGAGAUUUUAUUCUGAAGUGCUGUUUCCUGCUGUAGAGUGAGUGACUAACGGGCAGCUAACUCGACGACAUGGCCAAACGCCAGUAUGACGCUGAAUAUAUUAAACUGUAUGGACCUUGAACUAAUGACUCAGGAUAAUUCUGGACCAGUUGGAAACCACUGCGAUAGAGGAUUGUAAUGUCAGAUUUGUGGUCAGAUGCUUGAUGAGUUGUAAAUAUUUAUAAAAUGCAGCAGCCGUCACUGACAGUAUCAGCCACCGACAUAUAUAUAGAAACGUGCUGUGAAAGCUCUUUUAUUUUUAACACAAUGAGUAAAUAAAUGCAAAGACAAAGGAGCAAACAGGCAGAUACAGCAAUCAUACAUUCACUCGAACAUUGACGAGAGAUAGUCAUUCAGGUGAUGAUGCUCAGCCUGGCUGCAGUUCACUGAGCAGAAGGAAAGCUGUCAACUGCCAUGUUUGAUCUGAGACAACACUAACCUGUCAAAAUUCAAGCACUACACAAGUAACUACACAGUGAACACAGUGUUCUAACGGAGGUAUCUGAUUUGAGACACUGCAACAGUUUCAUCAGUAAUGUCGUCACAGCUGCUCACUGUAGUUUUUAAUUUAACAAACAGGAGGAAUCAGUGACUGUGUAGGGGACUAUUUUCAGCGGUGGAUUAAUCCACAUUUGGUGCUCCAGUGAGUAUCUGUGGCAGCAGGACGGUUUAUGUAGGAUUGAAUCUUUUUAUGGGAUUUUGUGACAUUUGGAAAAAGCUGAAAAUCAGCAGACGUCUCCUUUAACAUCAGCUUCAGUGUGACUUCUGAUUUUAAUGCUUCACUCUGGCACAGAGCAGUUAUAUGGAAGAUAUUGUUUAACAAGCAGCAGUAAUGUUUGUACCUUUCUGUGCUUUAACUCUGUUUCACACACAUAACAGACAGUUAAUAUGAAGUGUUGAUGAUUGUAUUUAUUGCAGUAUUUGAAUCUUAUUUCUACAUAAACAACCUUAAACAGUAACAAUGUCUCUUUCAAAAUAAAGAUUCCUUAAUAUUUCA
This is a messenger RNA of Epinephelus lanceolatus (giant grouper), 4546 nucleotides long. Lineage: Eukaryota; Metazoa; Chordata; Actinopteri; Perciformes; Serranidae. The record is from RefSeq and is a predicted model, not a curated record.